This is a messenger RNA of Priapulus caudatus, 2258 nucleotides long. RefSeq lists its product as uncharacterized. Bases 764 to 1501 code for a protein of 245 amino acids. The record is from RefSeq and is a predicted model, not a curated record. The transcript has 2 exons. Lineage: Eukaryota; Metazoa; Priapulida; Priapulimorpha; Priapulimorphida; Priapulidae.
AGCAGACGAUAUAACUGGUAGCAAGUAUAUCCACACGUUACGACAAGUGUUUUCCCCGUUAGCCUCUCGACGAACUUGUCUUUCUUCCAUUCGCUUGUUACACACACUAUGAAAGCUUGCUUGUUCUUUGAGCUACACAGGAAUCUUCUCCACUGUUUUACCUUGUGCUCGGUUUGAAUGUUCCGGAAUUCGCUCCCUGACCCUUCACCUCUCUUCUCCCUUUCUGCGUUCUUGAUGGAUUCUUCUCGGUAGUCAUCGAAACCAACGUCGAUCCUGUCACUUGAAGCACCUUCGUUUAGCACCAUGCAAAGAAGACCUCCUGCAACUUUGGCAAAUGACUUCUGGUCACCCUUCAGACGCUGGACCAUAUCGCUGGAGCAUUGAUUUUUGGAAGGUACCCCACGUUAUCCUUGGAGGCUUCUUGGUCAUUUCGUACUAAAAUGUUAAAGCCAGUCCAGCUAGCUCUGUCUGCUGAGUUAGUUUGUGAGUGGAUCGAUGCCUUCCCUAUCACUGUCAAUGUGUCAGACCGUGUGGACUAUAUCUACUCUGCAUCUACACCAGGUCAAUCUGCACAGAAACAGCUCAAUGAGGAGUUGAGGCACCCACGUGUCUUUGAUGCAAAUGAUCGUGAUCUCAUUGAUGCAGAGGUGGAGAAAUACCUCAUCCACUUGAAGAUUACCGCCCUCAUCUGUACAACCCAGUCACUGGCCAAAUUGCCCCUACUGGUGUGAAUGUUGCUGAUUCGAUUGUGAUUGGAAGAAAGAUGGAAAGCAAAUACAUCGCCAGUCUCCCUGAUGGGUUCUACGACCCUAUUAGUAGCCCCAUCAAGAAAAUGUCUGUUCUCACGAAGCAGGUUAAGAGCAACCAGGCCAGGCCAGUAAUAGACCUUGAGAACAUGUUUCUCCGGCUAUUGAUGAUUGGUCAACAGCGGCAGAUGGAGCUUGGACCUCUGUUUGCCUAUGAGCUGUGUGCAGUGCCUUCAUCACUCAUUGAUGAGCAUGGUUAUCUCCGCAAAGGCAACAAGUCAGGGUUGGUCAAACUCCUUGGUGUGCGUGAGGUCUUGCCGUCAGCUACUGACAUUGUCAUCGUGGAUGUUUCACAGCUGUUCUACCAUAUUAUGUGGCCACAUGGUGGCAGUCCCUCAGAUCUGAUUGCAUCUAUUCAAUGCCGUUUAAGUCGCUAUCCAGAUGGUAUCGCGAAAAUCAUUGUCUUCGACAAGUACCAAGAUGUCUCGGCCAAGGAUCAUGAGAGAAUGAGGAGGGCUGGUAAAGUUAUCAUCGACUAUAAACUCUCCAUUACCAGUUAUCUGCCAAAAAUAGCUGCAAUCAUGAAGAGCAAGAACAAUAAGCAGAGGCUGGCAAGCGUGUUGUGUACCUUCAAUGUAGGAGAAAAUGCAACAAUAGAUACUCGGGACAAUGGUGUAUUUUGUCACGAUGAAGCCGACAUUACCAUGAUCUCCUAUGUCCUUAUGGCUGCUAAUUAUGGACAAGGCAUGAUCUAGUGUGUGCUUAGUGAUGACACAGAUGUGUUAAUCUUAGUGGUGUACUGGGUGUAUUGGGCACCACCGAGGUAUGUGGCUGUCACAAAGAACAUCUUUCAUGCACGUCAUACUGUAUCUGCUCUGGUAAAGAGAGCUGCUGCAAUCCAUACACGAAGCGACGAAAUGCUCAGGCUGAAGAUGCGAAUUGUUGAAUAAGGAUGUUGAGGGAGAGGAUUUUGUGGAGGGUAUAGAUCGUGAGGGUGAAGACCAUGUGGAUGUUGAGAAUAGUUUUUCUGAAUCUGAUUACCUGGAUGAUGAGUGGGAGUAAGCCAAUGUUCAUGCACUAUGUACCAUGACUGUGCCUACUGCAGCUAAAUAAUUUACAACCUACGUGUUAACAGGUGUGAUUACAUGUUUCAAAUAUGGCUUCUUACUGUUUUUUUAUCGCCAAAUAUGUCAAAUGAUAUAUGAUUAUCCAUUCCUGUGUAUGAAUAAACUAAAAUGUAAUUUAGUUGAAAUUUUCAUUCAUUGUUCAUUGCUGAAAAGUAAAAUUUGACCUUGACUUGACCUUUAGCUUCUGACCCUGACCUUGAACCGGAAAAAUAACGUCAGAAGUGGAUUCUACGCACCUAAAACACCUAUAAAAGAUGUAUUACACAUCAUUUUAGGUCAAGUGGUUAAAAAGUUAAAUUUUGAAGAUGGAGUCCAGCGGCCAUUUUGGAUUUGUGCAAAUUACUAGAGUUGCCCAAAGUUGCCAUUUGGACAACCAAGCUGAAUU